This is a messenger RNA of Lodderomyces beijingensis, 2346 nucleotides long. NCBI's taxonomy places the organism in Eukaryota, Fungi, Ascomycota, Pichiomycetes, Serinales, Debaryomycetaceae. The record is from the annotation of a GenBank genome assembly.
AUGAGAACAUUAACCCCAGGAGGAGCCAAAAGGGGUACUCCUAGAAUCAAUUUAAUAAAUUCACAGGGCGAAGCUUUUUACAGCCAAAAUGCUUCCCCUUCUUCUGCUGCUUCAUACUCUUCUUCCUCUUCUUCUUCUUCUUCACCAAUAGAGCGUGCAGAAGGAGGAGACAGCAGCAGCAGCAACAACAACAACAACAAUAACGACCCAUUUGGUGACAACCACCGGCAAGACGAGCGAGACGAGCAACACGAAGAAGAUGCAUGUCAAUUUUCAUUUCAACCGCAAACAACCAGUAAUGACGCUGGGUCAGACUCAAACCCCCGUGCAUCCAGCCAGCAUUUCACCAGACAUUCCAGGCAGCCCCUGGACCUGCUGCAAUACGAAAAUAACCAAAUACACACACGGUACCCUCCUUUGUACGACUCGCAAUCGUUGAUCUCAAGAGGUGGUAAUGAUGCAACGGAAGCAAAUUACGAACCCGUGUCGCCAACCACUUGCACAAGUCGGGAUAGACCACCACAGCUUCUGCAGCAGCAACAGCGCAUCUCCCUAUUGAUGCACAACUCGCCGCUGUUUAAUAGCUUGUCCCCACCAAUGCUUCAAUACGAUAGAUAUCCCAAGCAAGUGAUUUACAAUUUCCCCCACUCCAAUCAGGAAUCGACUGCAAAUUUGCUAGAUGAAACAAACUACAGCAACAGCAACAGCAACAGCAACAGCAGCACCAACUCGUCAAGCUUCAACUACUCCAACUCCUCGCCACCGACAAACAAGGACCGCUAUAGCGGCUCGUAUGAAUACGAAUACGAGUUUUCCCCGUUUGGUGGCUACCCUGCGAGUCAGUUUCCCUUGAGCAUAGAUGAAAAGGAACCAGACGACUAUUUGCAUAACCCCGACCCCGUGUUGGACUCUCUAUAUAACGAACAUCGCUUUAUGCAUGACCUCAAGAAUAUGGACCGCAGAGCAUUUGGCGGGCUCAUGGGGUUGAUCUUUAUGUUGGUGGCGGCAGUGUUGGUGUUUGUCUUGUUGCCCGUGUUGACAUUCACCACCGGCGGCGGCCAAGUUGUGCCGCAAGUGUACGAAGUAUUGACAAACUACCACUAUCCCAUGUUGAGCGCCAUUCGACAGACUUUAGUCGACCCAGAUACACCCGAGCUGGCCUUGACUAACGUGGGACAAGAUGGCCGCGUGUGGAAGUUGGUGUUUAGCGACGAGUUCAACGCCGAGGGAAGAACUUUUUAUGACGGUGAUGACCAGUUUUUCACGGCGCCCGACUUUCACUAUGCUGCCACGCAGGACUUGGAAUGGUACGACCCUGAUGCUGUCACCACCAGAAAUGGAACAUUGGAACUACAAUUGGACGCUUUCCAAAACCAUGGCCUAUUUUACCGUUCUGGGAUGGUUCAAUCUUGGAACAAGAUGUGCUUUACCCAGGGCAAGUUGGAGUUUUCGGCAAAAUUGCCCGGCUACGGCCACAUCUCGGGGCUAUGGCCCGGGUUAUGGUCCAUGGGCAACUUGGGGCGCCCCGGAUACUUGGCUUCAACAGAAGGCAUCUGGCCAUACACGUACGACACAUGCGACGCUGGCAUCACUCCAAAUCAAUCUUCGCCAGAUGGGAUUUCGUAUCUACCAGGACAAAGACUAAAUUCAUGUACCUGCCCUGGUGAACUGCACCCUAACCCUGGGGUUGGCCGCGGUGCACCCGAGAUUGACGCUUUGGAAGGGGAAAUCCACGGCGUUAUUGGCCGCGUGUCGCAAUCGUUACAAGUGGCACCGUACGACAUCUGGUACAUGCCCGAUUACGAUUUUAUUGAAAUUUACAACAAGUCGGUAACGUUGAUGAACACCUACACCGGUGGGCCCUUCCAACAAGCCGUCUCGGGAGUAACCAUGUUGAACCACACCUGGUACGAAAUGGGCACGGGGUUGGCGCACAAUUUUCAAAAGUUUGGCUACGAAUUGAUCAACCAUGACGAGAACGGGUACAUCACCUGGUUUGUGGGCGACGAGCCUACAUUCACGAUGCGGUCUCAGGCAUUGCACCCCAACGGCAACAUUGGCUGGCGACAAUUGCCCAAGGAACCCAUUUCGAUCAUUAUGAACUUGGGCAUCUCGAACUCGUGGGCCUAUAUCGAUUGGCCCAGCUUGGUUUUCCCAAGCAAGAUGCGUGUCGAUUACGUGCGCGUGUACCAACCGGAAGACGCAAUCAACAUGGGGUGCGACCCGCCGGAUUACCCCACGGCGGAUUACAUUGAGCAACACUUGAAUAUUUAUCAUAAUAUGAACUUGACGAAUUUCGAAAUGGGCGGCUACACAUUCCCCAAGAAUAGACUCACUGGGUGUUGA